Messenger RNA from Chlorocebus sabaeus (green monkey), 933 nucleotides. NCBI's taxonomy places the organism in Eukaryota, Metazoa, Chordata, Mammalia, Primates, Cercopithecidae. The record is from RefSeq and is a predicted model, not a curated record.
AUGGCGCCGCUUCCCAGCCUGCCUCUCGCCGGCCGCGGCCCCGCCCCUGGAGGUCUGGACACCCUCAGCCACGCCCCCUCUGUCUUUGGGUCCUGGGAGGCUCCGGGGCCCCGCCCACAGGCUCAGGGCUUUCGGUGUACCGCUGGUUCGAAGGAGCAUUUGGUACCCUCCUUUGUCCGCGGAGGUGUUCCCGGCCGUCCCACCCUCCUCUGCAGUCGCCAGGCUGCGCCGCCGGAGCCGGGACGCGCCCCCGCUGCCCUCGCCACCUCCAUUCCUGCUGCCUUCGCCGCCUCCAUCCCCGCUGCCCUCGCCGCCUGCAACCCCGCGGCCUCCGCUCCCCUCGCCGUCCGCGCGCACAACUUGACGAAGAACGAGAAGUCCCUCAACCAGAGCCUCGCCCAGUGGAAGCUCUUCAUAUGCAACCUGACCACCGGAGAGUUCCUGGGGCGCACGGCCAACAGCUGGGGUUUGAUCUUGCUCUUCUACCUAGUUUUUUAUGGGUUCCUGGCUGCACUCUUCUCAUUCACGAUGUGGGUUAUGCUUCAGACUCUCAACCAAAUACGUGUUCCAAAAUACCGUGACCAGAUUCCUAGCCCAGGACUUACGGUUUUUCCAAAACCAGUGACUGCAUUGGAAUAUACAUUCUGUAGGUCUGAUCCAACUUCGUAUGCAGGGUACAUUGAAGACCUUAAGAAGUUUCUAAAACCGUAUACUUUAGAAGAACAGAAGAACCUCACAGUCUGUCCUGAUGGAGCACUUUCCGAACAGAAGGGUCCAGUUUAUGUUGCAUGUCAGUUUCCUAUUUCGUUACUUCAAGCAUGCAGUGGUAUGAAUGAUCCUGAUUUUGGCUAUUCUCAAGGAAACCCUUGUAUUCUUGUGAAAAUGAACAGAAUAAUUGGAUUAAAGCCUGAAGGAGUGCCAAGGAUAAACUGA